AUGUCGUCGUUAGAUUUUAAUGUUGAGGAAGUUCAAAAUUAUUUUACUGACGAUUUGUUUUCAUCAAAUUCCUAUUUUUUUCUUGAAGACACAAAUGAUCUAUUUAAUUUUGAUUUUGAAGACAAAAUAGUCGAUAAUAAUAAAGAUAUUUUAGUUGAUAAAACGAUUGGUAGUAAAUCAAUUGAUGAUGUAAUAAAUAAAUAUUAUAAUUCAUGUGAUAACAAGUUAAUAAAGGAUAUUUUUAUUGGGUAUGAAGAAACUAAAAAUGAAGAAAAAGAUGAACCAAUUAACGAGGAACAAGAUUUUAUAAAUGUGUAUCAUUUUUUUAAAGAUUAUAUUUGUGAUCAAUUAACUGAUGAUCUAAGUGAUUUGUUUUCCAAAUUAAAUAAUAUUCUGAAACAAAAGAAGUAUGGAAAAUCGAAUGAUAAGAAAGAAUAUAAAAAAAUAGAUACACAUUUUCUUGCUGUUUCACUAAAAUUUUAUUUAGAAGAUAAAUUAAGUAAAGUUGAGAAGAUAAUCGAAAAAUAUGAUAUAAACAAUUUGACAAUCAAAUAUAAGGGAUAUAGUAAUAAAUUACAUAUUUUAACAAGAAGAUUAGAAAGAUUCAAAAAAUAG
Messenger RNA from Funneliformis caledonium, 615 nucleotides. Lineage: Eukaryota; Fungi; Glomeromycota; Glomeromycetes; Glomerales; Glomeraceae. The record is from the annotation of a GenBank genome assembly.